Molecule: messenger RNA, 1560 nt
Organism: Penicillium waksmanii
Lineage: Eukaryota; Fungi; Ascomycota; Eurotiomycetes; Eurotiales; Aspergillaceae
Product: GNL3/Grn1 family GTP-binding protein
Exons: 4
Coding region: 1-1560 (519 amino acids)
Cellular component (GO): nucleolus
Molecular function (GO): GTP binding
Source: RefSeq, a predicted model, not a curated record
AUGGUCACUAAGUCAAAGUUCGGCAAAAGUUCCAAGCGGGUCCCCGUUCGCCUGCGGCACAAAAUUGAAAAGGCCGCUGUUGCCAAACAAAAGAAGAACAGAAAGCUUGCGAAGCAGAACCCCGAAUGGCGGUCUAAGAUGAAGAAGGACCCCGGCAUUCCUAGCCUUUUCCCCUUCAAGGACAAGCUUCUCCAUGAGAUCGAGGAGAAGAAGCGUUUGAGGGCGGAGGAGCAACAGCGCAUUCGCGAGGAGGCUCGGGCCCGCAAGAUCGUGGCCAAGAAAGCCCAGGGUGUCGAUGUCGAUCAGGCGGAGAUCGAGGUAGACCUGGACGGCGAUGACAUGCUGGAUGAUACCAUGGACGCAGAUGGAGAUGAAUCAAACCCAAUGGCAGCCCUGCUUGCCUCUGCACGUGCGCGCGCUACCGAAUACGACGAAGAUGAUGACGAGAUGGAGGAGGACGACGAGGAUGAGAUGGAUGAAGAUGAGGAGGAGGGUGGAAUCACUUUCGACUCUACGCCCGACCUCGUUGACGCACAGAACCCCUCCAAGGAGACCUCACGGCGCCAAUUCGACAAGGUCUUCAAGUCUGUGACUGAGGCCGCCGACGUGGUGCUGUACGUGCUCGACGCCCGUGACCCCGAAGGCACCCGCUCGAAGGAGGUGGAACGUGAGAUCAUGGCCGCAGACGCUGGAAACAAGCGUCUCAUUCUUAUCCUCAACAAGAUCGAUCUUGUCCCUCCCCCCGUUCUCAAGGCUUGGCUCCUCCACCUGCGCCGAUCCUUCCCUACUCUGCCGCUGAAGGCCUCCAACGGCAGUGGCAACGCCCACACCUUCGACCACAAGCAAUUGACCGUCAAGGGUACUUCUGAGACCCUCUUCCGCGCCCUCAAGGCCUACGCCCACAGCAAGCAGUUGAAGCGCUCCAUUUCCGUUGGUGUCAUCGGAUACCCCAACGUCGGCAAGUCAUCCGUGAUCAACGCCCUGACAGCCCGCCUGAACAAGGGCUCCAGCAAUGCCUGCCCGACCGGCGCCGAGGCCGGUGUCACCACCAACAUGCGCUCCGUUAAGCUGGACAACAAGCUGAAGCUGAUCGACUCCCCCCGGAAUCGUCUUCCCCAGUUCAAGCGGCAAGACCAGCAAGAACAAAUCGAGGACCCCAUCCCCGCAGUUAACCUCCUUAUCAAGCGUCUAUCAUCCUCCGAGAACAUGAUCGCCAAGAUGCUCGAAGUCUACGGCAUCACCUCCCUCUUCCCCACCAACGGUGACAAGACCACCGAUUUCCUGAUCCAGGUUGCUCGCAAGCGCGGACGUCUUGGAAAGGGCGGUAUCCCCAACAUCGAGAGCGCCGCUAUGACUGUCGUCAACGACUGGAGAGAUGGUCGGAUCCAGGGCUGGGCCAACGCCCCUGCUCUGUCCGUCGUUGCUCCUGCCGAUGCCGCUGAGACCGCUCCGGGCGAGGGAGUCGUUACGGCCCAGGUUGUUACAGAGUGGGCUAAGGAAUUCCAGAUCGAGGGUCUUUGGGGCAAUGGCGAGGGUGACGAUGAUGCGAUGGCUGAGUAA